Molecule: messenger RNA, 2396 nt
Organism: Lottia gigantea (owl limpet)
Lineage: Eukaryota; Metazoa; Mollusca; Gastropoda; Lottiidae
Exons: 6
Coding region: 129-2171 (680 amino acids)
Biological process (GO): norepinephrine metabolic process; protein polyubiquitination; positive regulation of proteasomal ubiquitin-dependent protein catabolic process
Cellular component (GO): endoplasmic reticulum membrane
Molecular function (GO): ubiquitin protein ligase activity; ubiquitin conjugating enzyme binding
Source: RefSeq, a predicted model, not a curated record
UUUUGUAUCAUACAGUUUGCUGGUAUAAGAACUAAAAAUAUCUCGAGUUGUCAGUUUAACACCAAAUAGUUGAUUUGGAAGUUUGGCAUCAGGAGAGACAGACAGAGAGGGUAUUUUAAUUUGAGGAGAUGCCAAAGUCCAGGAAGUCAAGCAAGAAGAAUGGAAAACAGGCAGACAAACCAGAAAACCAGUGGGUACAUGUCGAGGAAACGCCCCAACCUGACAGUUGGGAGAUUGUAGAAGAUGCGAGUCUCCAGGAGGGUGAGGGACCCCCAAAGGUUGAAGGUCAGCGGGGUGCAGAGGAGCCCCUCAAAGAAGCAGCUCCACUGGAUGAUUCAGUUUCCCAGGAGGAUGUAGAUGAUGAUCUGAUAGUAAUAUUGGAAGAUUCGUGUCAACAAUCUCUUGAUCUAUCUUUAGUAACAGGGAAAAUCCCUCAGGAAUCACCAAAGCAGGAAUCUCCCUCAUCUGAGGAAUCCCCUAUCACUUCACAUGAGGAAUCCCCUAUCACUUCACACGAGGAAUCCCCUAUUACUUCACAUGAGGAAUCCCCUGAAAGUGAACUGGACAAGAGCUCAGAUUUUCAGAUAAUUGAUCACUCUGAAGAUGAGUCCUCUAACGAAACUGAUCUGCUUUUGGAAAAUGAGAUUUUAGAGACAGCCAAACGAAAUGUUUCCUUGAAAUAUUCUCAUAUAGUUCGUCAGAGCUCUCCACCUACUGCUGAACCAUCAGUACAAUCUACAUCUGCACUGACCUGCACUGGGACUCCUGUUCCACCUGUGGGGAAGUCACUGGUGGCUGAAAAGUCUCUUUCAAUGGAGAGACAGUCGAGUAAGGAGGCUGCCUUAACUGAUAAGAAACAGAGGUCUGGACAGGGUGCUAAACCAAAGACAGAGAUAGAAGGUCCUAGAACAAUAGUACCAGACAAACCAGUCAGUCCUAGCCAAGGAAAAGAUGUUUCAGUAGAAGUAACUGAAACUGAUGAGACAGCUAGUUCUCUAGAACCCACAUCUCAAAAAACAACCCAAGGGGCUGCUACGGAUGUUUGGACAGGAUUUGUAGAAAAGAAAUCCAAGAAACAGAAGAAGAAGGAGAAGAAAAGACAGGCUACUGUUGAGGCUACUGCAGAUGAUAGUGAUCAAACAGCUAAUCCAGAUUCAAAAGAUUCAGAAGAUCAACAGAUUACUCAAAAAUCUGAGCAAGAAGCAAGCUCAGUCCAGAAGGAAUAUUUUGAAACAUUCAGCAAGAAUAAGAAGCAGAGAGAUCUAGCUACCAUGUCAAUUCUGCUAGCAAAGGAUCAGACCAUUGAUGACCUUCAGGAUGAAGAAGAAGAUGCCAAUACUGAGGACCUUUGUGUCGAAGAAGCUGUUGCCAAUACUGAGGACCUUCAGAAUAAAGGUACUUUUGCCAAUACUGAGGACCUUAAAGGAAAGAAAUCAGAUGCUGGUACUAAAGGACCAAAGAGAAGUCUGGAAGUGGUAAGAGAAUCAUCUGUACCAGAGGAGACCGAGAGUAUAUCUGGUGGUUCUGAAGAAACAGCUAGUGUUGCCGGUACUGAGGACUCUUCUGAUAGACCUGAUGGCGAUGGUGGUAAGGACAUUGAUGACCAGAUUGUUCCCAAGAAAGUUUCCAAAUCAGCCAGGAGACGCAAAAAAUUGAAAGAAAAAAUGGCUAAAGUGAUUGAGAAUUUCUCUAAUCCUGUUCUGGUCAUGGAAAAAUAUGAAAAAACUUUUGGAGAAGAUUAUAUACCACCCAGUAAAGUUCUGGACACAGCUGUAGAUAGUUCUAUAACUUGUCCUGUUUGUCUGGAACUAUACUAUCAUCCCUAUCGUGUGGAACCCUGCGGUCAUGUAUUCUGUGAGCUCUGCUUGAGAAAACUGACCACUAGGUCCUGUCUAGAUAUUCCCUGUCCAUUGUGUAGGAAAAUUAUACAGUCUUGCCAAUUAGAUGAAGAACUGUCACACCAUAUUACCAAGUCUUUCCCUGUCAAGUCUGCUGCUAGAAACCGAGCUGAACGCAAGAGCAAAACCAAGAAAAAUCCUUUACCUAGAAUGGACAUGGAGCCAGGGAAACCUGUAUCUAUUAAAGAUAUCCACGCUAGAGGAGGUAUACUACCUCUUAAAGUCUUUAUAUACAAGAUAAGACACGUAACGGUAUUGGAGAGUGUUAUAUAGAGAUUAUAUUCUUUAGUCUGGUAAGUCCAACUGAUGAAUAUAAUAUACUCUAUAUACAUGUCCAUUCUAUGAGGCAGUAUUCCUUUAUACUUUCUUGAUUUUGUUGAAAUAUAAUUAAGAUUUGGUAAGACUCAAAAUAUUUCAAAGAUCAGACUGUAUUCUGAGUUGAUUGUUGUUUUGUUUUAAUCUUAUUUAUUUAGUUGAAUAAAGAUUAGUUCAAAUGGU